ACACGGUAAAAUGUUAUGAUCGAAUUCUCUCGGCUCUACCUUGACUAAAGCGAUUACACAACCGGUAAUAGGGGAUCUUUAGUCACUCGGCAGGCCCGCCGACUGGCUGCAGAUAAACUUGCUGCACACGUCGUCGGUAGAUAUGUGUCCAAUUUAGAUUUCGUUGCAAGUAGAAUUCUGUUUGAUUUGUAAGAUAAUCGUCGCAGAUAAGCCGCCGAAGUGAUUGAUAAUACGGCGCUAUCUUGGUGAUGAUGAGACCUAUCGGAUCAGAUUGAUACGAGACUUCGAAAUCGUAGCGGGCGUUUCCACGGUACCUUCCUUCUUUUGUCUUGAUUUUCUUGGUGGAAAAAGUGCGGAGUAUGUAUGUGCGUUUGAUCCUGCUGUAGCCGAACUAUGUCAUUGGAGAAGAAGCCGGACAGAAGCACUUGGAACUCAGGAGAUAAGUACGAUAUCGGCAUCAGGAUGUUGAGGGAGCAACGCGAGGCCAGCUUGAAAUCCGGUAAAUACUCGGAACGCCAUUCUAAACUCACCUUCGACCGAGAAGUCAGCAAGGAUUCCCCUCUGGUCGAGAGCUGUAAGGCCAUCAGGAGCCAGUCUCUGCGCGACAGAACCAAGUCGGAUCGUCUGUUCCAAAACAGCUCGAACAGUAACGCUACGAACGAUCUGAACAAAGGCGAGAACGUCCUUGUGCGUUAUAAGCCGAUUGAUAGCGAUAACGUCAAGAUCCAGCAACCUUUGAAUGUAUACAAAUCGCCAGUGUCGUCGCCCAAGAGCGAGAUGAAGCUGAGGAAGGACAAGAACGUCUAUCACAUCGAGCAGAACAACGUCAAGGCGCUUCCAAAACCCCCAACCAUAGCGCUGAACCUCAUCUUGAACCCUAAGAAGGAAAGCGACGCUGACAGCACCUUGAACCAUCUGAACCAGAUCGAGAGCCUGAUCACCAAGAUCGAUAACAGGGAGAAACAGGAGGAAAAACUUAAGAAAUUCGAUGAGAUACUGCGCAAUUUGAAGAUCGACAUCCCCAUAGCCUCUAUAUCGGACCGACGUUCGGAAAAAUCUCACGAUUUUCUGGAUCCCGAGCAGACGCUGCUGAAUCCCAUCAAGCAUUGUGCAGAAGUGGACGACCUUCAGGCGAACGGUUUGAGCGACUUGGAAACUUCGGAAAAGCCAUUCGAUAGGCACGCCAUCGAGCGGAAAAGCAUGGAAGUGGGUAGCAGGAGCAACACGAGAAAGAUCAGCGCGGUCGUCAGAGCCGCCUCUGAUGCGCAGGGGCGUGCCCAUCCUGUGUCGGUGGGACCUCCUAGGAGGAAACUAGAUUUGAAGGGAAGCGAUGGAUCAAGCGAACAAACACGAAGCAGCUCGGCCUCGACGAGGAACAGGCCCAGGGUGGGAGAGGAACCGACAAUCGGCAAAUACAAGUUACUUAAAACAAUAGGCAAAGGUAACUUUGCCAAAGUGAAACUGGCGAAACACGUUCCUACUGGCAAGGAGGUGGCCAUCAAAAUCAUAGAUAAGACACAACUUAACCCAGGCUCUUUGUUGAAAUUAUUUAGAGAAGUAAGAAUAAUGAAAAUGUUAGAUCAUCCAAACAUAGUGAAAUUAUUCCAAGUCAUUGAAACAGAAAAAACGUUGUACCUGGUAAUGGAAUACGCAUCUGGAGGAGAAGUGUUUGACUACCUCGUCUUACAUGGCAGGAUGAAAGAAAAAGAGGCCCGUGCCAAAUUCAGGCAAAUUGUUUCAGCAGUUCAAUAUUGUCAUCAAAAACGAAUAAUUCAUAGAGACUUGAAGGCUGAAAACUUACUUUUGGAUAGUGAAAUGAAUAUAAAAAUAGCAGAUUUCGGAUUUUCGAACGAAUUUACACCUGGCAAUAAGUUGGACACAUUUUGCGGCAGUCCACCUUAUGCAGCACCAGAACUUUUCCAGGGUAAAAAAUAUGACGGUCCUGAGGUAGACGUCUGGUCUUUGGGUGUAAUUUUAUACACUUUGGUAUCAGGGAGUCUUCCAUUUGAUGGCUCAACUCUUCGGGAGCUGAGAGAAAGAGUUCUUCGAGGCAAAUAUAGGAUCCCGUUCUAUAUGAGCACUGAUUGUGAGAACCUCUUAAAGAAGUUCUUAGUCUUAAAUCCGGCAAAGAGAGCCAGCCUAGAAACCAUUAUGAAAGACAAAUGGAUGAAUCAGGGGUACGUUGGGUAUGAAAAUGACGAAUUGAAACCAUAUGUUGAGCCAGAAGCGGAUAUGAAUGAUCCAAAGAGGAUUGAAGCUUUAGUAUCAUUAGGAUUUAAUAGAUAUGAUGUAGAAAAUUCCUUAGAUUCCCAGAAAUACGAUGAUGCCUAUGCAACUUAUUUACUCUUGGGCAGGAAGUGUAUAGAUCCUGAAAGUGAUGGAAGUAGGAGUGGAAGCAGUUUGUCACUUAGGCAUACACCAGGACAACAGCCUGGUAGUACCCCACAACCAACAGCACAAAGUCCUUCGCAUCGUGGUGUCCAUCGUUCUAUAUCGGCAACACACGCAAAGCCUAAUAGAAGGGCCUCUAGUGGCGGAGACAACUUGAGGAUAGCCCUUCAACCCCAAGUACCCAGUGCCCAAACCAAUAACCAUCAACCUUCCGGUUUCAAAAGACAAAAUACUGUGGAUAGUGCUACUAUUAAAGAAAAUAGUGCUAGAAUUAAUGCUAGACCUGCCAGUGCUCAACCUAAGACAAAUACAGAAAAUAGUAUUACUGCUCCAGCUAAAGGAAGAACCGUAUCUAAAAAUACUGGAAUAUCUCUUGGAACAACAGUGGGGCGUCGUUCUACUAUUAGCUACGAUAACAAAUCAGAAAGCAUUGAAAAAACAAAUUUAGCCACUGAAACACCAAGCACCGGGGAGAAUGUUGGUUCAGGAGAUACUUUAAGGCCAGGAAAAGGCCAUGUGAAAUCGGCUUCAGUUAGUAGUAGUGGCCCUGAAGCUACUACUGAUACCUUACGCUCUAGUCGCACAAGUGCUUCUCCGGCUACUACAAGACAACAGGCUUUUCCUCGAAACACUUCAUCUAGGAGUACUUUCCACUCGGGACAAACAAGACCCAGACCUUCUUACACUCAGGGAUCGCCAGGAGAUAGUCCUCAUUCUAGGACAUCUUUUUUUUCUAAGUUCACUCUCAAAAAUUUUACUCGAAGAGCCUUAGAACCAGGUCAACAAGCUAAACACGGAGUUUCACCUUUGCCUAACACAGUCACAGUAAGAAGAAAACUACACAACCUAAGGUUGAGAGGAGACACCAUUCCAGAGGAUAUUCGUGAACAUGACUAAUUUGAAUUUAAAAUUAGAAGAUUAUUUACUAGGAAGAUUACAAGAACGAAUAUUUUUCAAAUUUUCAUCAAGAAACACAUGCUUCUAAUGAUAAUUUCUCCAAAGAUUUUAGAAGAAUUAACCUACUUUUUAUUUCGAGUAAUUUAAGGAAAACAAUUAUCCUUGCUGAAGCUAUAUGAAGUUAUUGGAUUUAAUUAUUUGUAUUCAGUUAUGGUUGUUACAUUUUCCAUUAAUUUGUGGAAAUCAAAACACUUGGAUAAUAUUGUUUGUGAAUAUUCAAAACGGAUCAGUCAUUAUCAGUAUAAUUCAAAACCAUUUAAUUAUAAUAUUUCAUCCAUAAUUAUCAAGUUUUAGUUGAUAAUCUAAUUAAAGAUACCAAAAGGAUGUGUACUUCUUCGGGUAUCCUAAAAAAUAUCAAAAUAAUUCUUCUUUGAAGCCUUUAUUAUUUAUCAAGUGCUGUGAUUUUUGUUGUAAUUUGUUUACAUCAAUAUAAACUAUUCGAAUAAAAUUAAUUAUUUAUCUUUUCAUGAGCCAGUUUUUUUUUUUUCAUUUUGGAUAUAUUACAUGAAACGUAACAAUUCUAAAUUAAUAUCGACAAUAAAAUGUUUUUGUUACUAAUCAAUUUCUGCUUUAACUGAUGUUGUGAUUUGUAUGCAAAGGAAUUUUACCAACGCUUUCCAGUAUACCUUCGGGAAGUGGCACUUGAUGAGGAAUGAAAACUAGGAGAUUAUUGCCAUGUAUUCCAUAAAGUUCUAGCUUCAAUUAAAAUAUUCUACGUAAAGUAUUCAUGUGAUCUAUUUCAAGUAUAUGUCAAGGAAUCAAUCUCACAUCAAAUGGACUAUUUAGUGCUGGAUUAAAACAGUUUGGAAGUUUUGGACCAACAACCUGAAUUUCCACAGGAUGAAAAAGAUGGGGAAAAUAUGUUAUAUGCAAAUAAAAUUCGGGUUCUUAAUAGCAAGUCAAUAAUUAUGAAAUUAUUUCAAUAGAAAUAUUGAGUUACAUCUUAUCUCUAUAUUAUUCAGACUGAACAAAGUGAUAAUUUU
Harmonia axyridis is the source of this 4331-nucleotide messenger RNA. RefSeq names its product serine/threonine-protein kinase MARK2. Gene Ontology annotation, cellular component: cytoplasm. The transcript is spliced from 13 exons. The record is from RefSeq and is a predicted model, not a curated record. Gene Ontology annotation, biological process: intracellular signal transduction; protein phosphorylation; microtubule cytoskeleton organization. The coding region runs from base 394 to 3288 and encodes 964 amino acids. Gene Ontology annotation, molecular function: tau-protein kinase activity; ATP binding; protein serine/threonine kinase activity. NCBI's taxonomy places the organism in Eukaryota, Metazoa, Arthropoda, Insecta, Coleoptera, Coccinellidae.